AGAGAAAGAGUGCAGUGUGAAUAAACCUCCAUUGAUGGAUUUCUCUCCUCCUCCUCUUCCUCUUCCUCAUCCUCCUCCUCCUCCUCCUCCUCCUCCUUCUCCUCCUCCUGUCUGCGCUGAUCAGAGCGUCUGAUCCUCUGCGGGACUGAGCGACCCACAUCACACUGCUCAGGAGUCAAACUGUGGACUAGCAGAUCUCUAAACACUCAACACGCUCCAACACCGAACUCUAAAACACUGCGGCUGAACUCCUCAACAUGGUCCGGAUAAAGAAGCAGAAGUGACUGAAGAAAAGCUGAAACGAGAUCAUGAACCCUUUUACAAGGUGCUCUGAGUGCUGUAUUAAAUGCCUGAGCGGGAUUCCCUACGCCUCUCUCAUCGCCACCAUCCUGCUCUACGCCGGCGUGGCGCUCUUCUGCGGCUGCGGGCAUGAGGCUCUCUCUGGCACCGUCACCAUCCUGCAGAACUAUUUCGAGAUGAUCCGAACAGCCGAAACCCUGGACGUCUUUACCAUGAUUGAUAUCCUGAAGUAUGUGAUCUACGGCGUGGCUGCAGCGUUUUUCGUCUACGGGAUCCUGCUCAUGGUCGAGGGCUUUUUCACCACUGGGGCAAUCCGCGACCUCUAUGGAGAUUUCAAGAUCACGACCUGUGGCCGCUGCGUGAGCGCCUGGUUCAUCAUGUUGACCUACAUCUUCAUGCUGGCCUGGCUGGGCGUGACGGCCUUCACCUCUCUGCCAGUCUUCAUGUACUUCAACAUAUGGAACAUCUGCCAGAACAUGACAGUGGCCGAAGGAACCAACGUGUGCUUCGAUCUGCGCCAGUUUGGAAUUGUAACCGCUAGUGACGAGAAGAAAAUCUGCACCAACACAGAAAUGUUCAAAAAGAUGUGUGCUUCUGACGAGCUGGAUCUGACGUUCCACUUGUUCGUCUGUGCUCUGGCGGGGGCAGGAGCGGCCGUCAUCGCCAUGGUGCACUACCUGAUGGUCCUGGCGGCGAACUGGGCCUACGUGAAGGACGCGUGCCGCAUGCAGAAGUAUGAAGACAUCAAGAGCAAGGAGGAGCAGGAGCUACACGAUAUCCACUCCACUCGCUCCAAAGAGCGCCUCAACGCCUACACAUAAACCACACACACACACACACACACACACACACACACACACACACACACACACAAUCCCAAGCAUGCCCCUUCCCUUCCCUGAACAACACACACACACACACAUAAGCACACAUAUAUGUAAACACAUGUAAUGAUUUGAUUGGUUAGAGGAUCAGCACCAGGAUGGACUUACACACACUUGUAUUAUGUUUUCGUAUCACUUUUAUUAUUAUUUUUUGCUUUUGAAUGUUUCCAUGACCUUCUCUCUUUUCGUUUCCACCUUGUCUGUUAUUUUGUUGGCUCUUAUCCGUCAACGUUGCUGUCGAAAUAUGCACAGAUCCGCAUCCGAUUCGUGACGCUAUCAUACAGCAUCAAAAUCAGUCGUGAUUUAAGCAAAAUGAAUCGGCUUCAGCUGUGUGAACGCGAGCUCCUCCCACUAGCCCCUUAUUUGCAUGUCAUAUGCAUACGGCACUCCCCCAUUUACCCUCAUGUACAUUUAAUUUGCAUGAAACACACCUCUUUUUACACAGGUAAAAUGAAUCAAACUAGCUUUUUAAACUGAGGAUGUGUUGCUGGAUAAUAUAGUAUGCAUAAUAAAUAUAUCAUUCCGGUUAAUUCCAUUACGUAAACUCAAAGGAGUUACAUAUUAAAUGUAAUAUUUAAUGGAUAAUAAAAUGAUCAUAAUGACCCAAAUCUAUAUCAUGUGGUUUAGAAUUAUAACGAUUUGAAAAUUAUUAUUAUUAUUAUUAUUAUUAUUAUUAUUAUUAUUAAUUGUGCAUAUAUGCCAAAGAUGAAAUCUGAUGAAUGAUCAAGUGAGGGAAUUUGCAUAAAGUUUUUUUUUCUUUUAACGAUCAGUUUAGAUCGUAAGCAACGUUGAUGAAUAAGAGCCAUUCGUCUUUAAAGACACGGAUAUCACACGCCAACGACAUGUCAAACUAAUGUUUAUAUACAUGUCGAGCUUGUAAUUAUCCAGAUCUGUUUUCAGAGGAAAGAGGAUUAUGAUAUGUCAUGUCUGACAAGAUCAGAAGAUUAGCCACACUGCUAGCUACACUAUGAUUGAUACUUCUCCAGGUAUAAAUAAUACAUGUUUAACAUUUUUAACCUCAGUAUGUGAACUUUAAACUUACUGGAAGAAGAAGAAGAAGAAAAAAAAAAAGUGCUAAAUAGACACAGAAAGCUAGCUGGCUACGAAUGCUAACAUCUAGCUCCUCGGUGUUAUGUUAGCGCCGUUAAUUUGACUUUAACAGUGCUAAUGUGUUGUGUUUUUUUCCACAGUAACUUGCUCAGUAUUUCUCAGAAAGGAGAAAACAAAUAAAUCAAUAUAUAUAUAUAUAUUUUUUUUAUAAAUAAAACACGUCAGCGCUAAACAUCG
This is a messenger RNA of Ictalurus furcatus (blue catfish), 2471 nucleotides long. RefSeq names its product glycoprotein M6Ab (gene gpm6ab). The transcript is spliced from 8 exons. The record is from RefSeq and is a predicted model, not a curated record. The coding region runs from base 309 to 1121 and encodes 270 amino acids. Gene Ontology annotation, biological process: neuron projection development. Gene Ontology annotation, cellular component: axonal growth cone; neuronal cell body; plasma membrane. Lineage: Eukaryota; Metazoa; Chordata; Actinopteri; Siluriformes; Ictaluridae.